Messenger RNA from Drosophila rhopaloa, 1644 nucleotides. RefSeq names its product ataxin-10. NCBI's taxonomy places the organism in Eukaryota, Metazoa, Arthropoda, Insecta, Diptera, Drosophilidae. The transcript is spliced from 3 exons. The record is from RefSeq and is a predicted model, not a curated record. Gene Ontology annotation, biological process: neuron projection development. The coding region runs from base 71 to 1330 and encodes 419 amino acids. Gene Ontology annotation, cellular component: cytosol.
CUGCAGUGUUGCGAAGCGUUGCAUUUGCCAAUCGAUAACACAUGGCGGCAAACAGCUGUGUCUAUCGAAAAUGGAGCAUGUGACUAACGAAACCAGUGAGCUUAUACAAAAGCUCGUGAGUCUGAAUACGACCGAAAAUGAAGAUGAAAUCACGGCUAUACUCAAAAACCUGCGUCUUUUGCUUACAAAAGGCAGUGAAAAUCAAGAGACAUUAGCCAGAAAUGUGGAGUUUUCCAGUUUUCUGGAUGCGGUAGCUUUUAAUCCACUGAUGCGCACAGAGCAUCGGAUUAUACACAAUCUAUCACUCCAGGUGCUUGCAAAUAGUGUCGUUAAUAAUGAGACCACCCAAACUAUCACCUGGAAUCAACAUGGCUUGAAGAUCUCGGAACAAGCCUACGCUUCUCCCUUGGGCAGCUCUAAUAAUGUGCUCCUUAUGAUCAUGUACAACAUAUAUCUCAGUGGUCGGGGCCUCAUCAGCGAUCUGGUGGCGCUCCAGACUUGCUUGAGAUUAUGGCAAUCUCUAAACGAGGCCCAGUGCACCUACAACUUCGAGUAUCUGCACUUCUUUCUAGAGCACUUUAUCGUGCAGAAUGGCCGUGCCUGCGUGGCUAGUUACCAGAAACUGGAGACUGAAGAUCGGGUCGCCUUCCUGGACUAUGUGGCUCACUAUCUCAGGGAAAAUAGCCCCAAUUGCGAGGUGGCCCUGUUCCUGCUACAACACUUUGCCAAAGAAUUCCGUCUGAAAUCCGAUUGCCUUCUACGGGAAACUCUCAAACUCAAACAUGAGCUCCAUCCCCGUGAAGUCCACACUUUACUGCGCAUCAUUGCCAGCGCUAGUGGCUCCGAGAAGUACGCCAACGUAUACUCCACGGACCAAUCGCUGUUCAUCAACGUUAGCAGCCUGCUGAGAUGCGUGGUGUCUGCGGGCAAGGAAGCGGAUGGAGGCGGACUGGAUAAACCCAUGACAAAACUGGAGGAGGUGGCCCUUACCUCGAACAUUGAUGCGGGAUACGAGAAAAAGGUAUCCUACGAACUGAAGACGCUACUCGUUCGAUGCUCGGCCAAUCUUCUGUACGACAACACGGCCAACAAGGGUUACUGCCUGGACACACAACUACUGCCCACUCUCCUGGAAUGCACCACGAUGGAUGCCCGGAAUCCAUUGAUGCGGGAGUGGAGCAUCCUGGCCAUCCGCAACGCCUGCAUCAACUGUCCAGAGGCACAACAGGUAAUUGCUGGACUCACAAUGCAGGGAUCGGCCCCCAACGACAUCCUCACCGAACUCAACCUGGACAUGGGAGCACUCCGUAUCUCGGACAGGCAGAAAUAGAUCACACAUCCAUAAACAGCAUUCAUCUACCCACACGGACAUGGCAAGCGAGCCACGACCACUGGCUGGCCAACAAGUGGUUAGAUGUUCCUCUCAACACGUCAUGCUCCGCCCAGUCGUUGCCCCCUUUUUGAGGCCUUACGAUGCGCUAAUGGUAUGCCAACAGAUAGCCAACGGCAUUCAUAAACGCGAUGUCAACGUUUAAUGGCAGAGCGGGGAACGUGGCGGACCGCUAGCGUGGCUAGCGAAGAUAUAAAAAUAGCUGCCCAUGUACCAUGCUCUGUGUACCAUUAAAAAAGAGAUGCCUAAAUCCA